Amaranthus tricolor (Joseph's coat) is the source of this 1557-nucleotide messenger RNA. RefSeq names its product calcium-binding protein KRP1-like. The record is from RefSeq and is a predicted model, not a curated record. The transcript has a single exon. Gene Ontology annotation, molecular function: calcium ion binding. Bases 356 to 709 code for a protein of 117 amino acids. Lineage: Eukaryota; Viridiplantae; Streptophyta; Magnoliopsida; Caryophyllales; Amaranthaceae.
AAUAAACCUUUACAAAAUGCAACUUCGAGGAAGGAGUGAUUCACCCCUAACUACCUCAUAAAAAUAACACACCAAAGGUUUCCUACUAUCACUACUGGCUAUCAUCAUCAUCAAUUUAAUAUCUCGCUCAAAAACAAAAUCUAAGUAAGAGAGAAUAACGGACAAUUCAUACCCGUACCCCUCCCCAGAUAGAGGGCCAAAAGAUCCUACUACUAUCACUACCCUUUAUAUAUAUCAUCUUCAAUUGUCAUCUACUACAAUUCAUUCAUCAAUAAUUCUCAUUUCUUCCAUUUCCCAUCUUAUCUUCUAUCCCUUUCCAUAAUAAACUAUACUUAGAACAUUCUCAUCCCAAAAAAUGGCUCUAAUUGAUACAAUCCUAGAUUUUGAGGACUAUUUUCCAUCAAUGAUUACAAGAUUAGGGUCACAAGCAUUUCUUAAUGAGUUAUAUAUGGGAUUUCUUCUAUUAAUGGAUGUUGAAAAAGGGGUUAUUACAUUUGAGAGCUUGAAGAAGAACUCAUAUUUGUUGGGUUUACAUGAUUUGGGAGAUGAAGAGAUUUUAUGUAUGCUUAAAGAAGGAGAUAUAGAUGGGGAUGGUGCCCUUAGUCAAAUGGAAUUUUGUAUUCUUAUGUUUAGGUUAAGUCCUGGUCUUAUGGAUGAGUCUAGGCUUUGUAUGAUGGAUUUUGGUGGUGGACUUCCUAUUAUGGCUUAGCUUUGUCUACCAUUUCAUGUUUUUUUUUUUUUUUUUUUUUUUUUUUUUUUUUUUUUUUUGUUAUUAAUCUUUUAUUUAAGUUUAAUUUUAAUGGAUAUGGCUGAAGAAUCUCUAUAAGCAUGGAGAUUGAAGAGGGUGAAUUUAUCUUUUCUGUUGGUAGUGAGAAUUGAACUCUUAUCGUAAGGAUGAUAAAAUAGAAAAUUAUCAUCGGCCAUUAAAUAAACUCAUGAUUUUAUUUUUUAGUAUAAAGUUUAAGGAUAGUAGAAAUGAAAUUAUUUAAGAGUUUUUAACUUUUUAAUUUGUUAGUUUCUAUGCUCAUGUUCAUGCAUAAAUAAAAAUGCAUUUGUAUAUAUUUGUAAUGAGUCUUACUUUAUUUGUAGUGGAAUUUAUAAUUACUCUUGAAAUUAAUCAAAAGUUGAGGUUGAUGAUAAAUUUAUAUAUUACUCCUCAUUAUCAUACGAGUGUAUCAUGCUUAUAGGAAUUAUGUAUCAUGCUUAUAGGAAUUAUGAUUAAGAUCUGGAGAGCAAAGGAAGACGACAACUAAUUAUAACAAUAAAGAAAAGUGCAGCGAAAGAGUCUCUCAACUCGAAAAAGAUCCACACAUAAUAAAUUUAUAUAUUACUACUAUAUUACAUAUGCACCUAUCUAACCUUUUCCCCAUGAUGGUACAACCAUAUGUAUGCAUAUGGAGUAUAAUUUAAGCGAUCCACGACAUUUCAAUGGUCCCAAAUUUUCGUUUGUGUUCAUUGAGCAACUUAAUUAAUUCAUCAUAAAGUUCUCGAUUUCUCUAAUUUUAGCUGAACUUCUCCGUUGGAAUGUUAGUUACUAAGUACACUUAGCUUAUUGAU